Molecule: messenger RNA, 699 nt
Organism: Necator americanus (New World hookworm)
Lineage: Eukaryota; Metazoa; Nematoda; Chromadorea; Rhabditida; Ancylostomatidae
Exons: 8
Coding region: 1-699 (232 amino acids)
Biological process (GO): proteasome-mediated ubiquitin-dependent protein catabolic process
Cellular component (GO): proteasome regulatory particle, base subcomplex; nucleus; proteasome storage granule
Source: RefSeq, a predicted model, not a curated record
AUGCAGGAAGAAAAUGUCGUGUCCCACGCGAAGGGAGAAGCCAUUGGGCGACUCUGGGACGGAAUCGGAUGCAAGGAUUACUGGCGCCCGUUCGACCAGUUCAAGCAACAGCGGGGCAAUCCAUCUAUAUGCAAAGAUUAUGUUGGAAUGAUUGUGGAGCAUUUUAAUAGCCAUGUACGAUAUGGGGCUGCAAUGGCACUUGGAAUUGCCUGUGCUGGCACUGGAUAUAAGGAAGCAGUUUCACUGCUUGAACCACUCCUUUCCGCCAAGGAGAACUAUGUAAGGCAAGGAGCUGUCAUUGCUCUUUCCUUCAUUUACGUACAACAGAUUGACGUUAGUUGCCCAAAGGUUGGCGAAUUCCGCAAGCAACUCACUAAGAUGACCACUGAGAAAGGGGAAGACUCUAUGGCUAGAUUUGGAGCGAUCAUUGCGCAGGGGAUUCUUGAUGUUGGUGGGCGCAAUAUGACUAUUGCUCUGCACAAUCGGUCAGGCACAAUGGAUAUGGCUGGAGCCGUAGGAAUGAUGCCCACCUGCUUGAUUGCGCUAACGAAGGAUCUUCAGAUGCCGAAAAUUGAAUUCAAAUGUAAUGCCCGAGCAUCGCUGUUUGCAUAUCCGCCCCCGCUUGAAUCGAAGAAGAGGAGGAACACGAAAAGGUGGAGACUGCAGUUUUGUCAAUUAGUCAUAAAAAAAGGCAGCUAA